Messenger RNA from Stylonychia lemnae, 999 nucleotides. The record is from the annotation of a GenBank genome assembly. Lineage: Eukaryota; Ciliophora; Spirotrichea; Sporadotrichida; Oxytrichidae.
AUGAUUGAUGACCCAGUAAGUCAAAACCCAGAUAAAGGAGUAAGAUCAAAACAAAAAGAUUACAAAAUUCACACUAAGCAUCUUAUCCAUGAGUCUGAGUAAUUAUUAAUGCUGCUUGAGUAAAAUGAAAGUUCAAAAAUAACAGUAUAAUAAAAGCGGUAUUUAGAUGAGCUAGUAUAUACUGGGAUAUUAGAGGUGAAAUUUUGUGUUGAAUGUAGAACACUCUUAGCUUUCAAAUUAAUAAGCACUGACAGUGUGCAUGAUAAGUUCCUUGAUCAUUAUUUCUUCCUUUCACAAUAUAUUAUUGAAGGUCAAAUUAGAGUGGAUCAGUAGACACUUAUUAUUUUAAAAGAAGAUCAUGAGUAGCCUAUGAAAGAUUUAAUAUAAGCUGAAAUGCUAAGUUCAGUUUAAAGAUAAUUGAAAUAGUAAGAAAUUAUUAAGCAAGAAACAAGAUAAAACAAAAACUAUGCUAAUAGUCUAUAAACUGCAACUAUUAGACCCCUUCCUCAUCUAGUUCCUCGUGGGAUAUUUCUAAACAGUACAAAUGAUAUCUUAGAAAUCAUGGAUUUGAUUGAGAAUUAACAGACGAUUUAAGAGCAAUGCUACAAGAUCACGCUAUAUUAGAAUUUGCUUUACUAGAUGACAUCUAAAUCUUGUGACUACAUUGACAUGCAUAGAGGGUAUUUAGAAAGAGCUAAACUUUCUUCUUAGUUCGAUAGAUUAAUGAGUAAAAUGACUCGCAAGUCAGUUGAUAGCUUCAAAACUAAAAGACUUUAAAUGAAGGACAUCAUCAAAGAUCUUUUAGAGAUCCAGAAUAGAAAAGAUCUAGAUGAGUAUUUGGUGAAGUAUGAAGUGCAUAGAAAUGAUAUAUUUGGAUUGAGGUAGGAUUUAAUUUAGAGUAGUGAAAGUAGCGAAGAGUAUUACUCUAAUGAUUACAGGUCAAGUGCUAAUGUAAGUAGUAGCGAAAGUGAAUACGGCGAGGGUAGUUUACAAAUAUGA